UCAGUUCCCGCGGAUCGAGUCAUGUGACUUAUUCCCAUGCUUUUCUCGUAUGACCUCAUCUGACUCGCGUUUCUCCUCGAAGACUCAGAAUUUAGAAACUCGGGACUGUGUUUCCGGCGUGACUGCAAUUCAGCUGGCCAAACCCGAUUCCGUUCUCCCUACGCCGCGAUGGCCGGCAGCUGAGAGGCACAACAUCUGCCGUCCUGACGCAUACCAUCCGACGAAUGUAGAAUCCAAAGUCGAUCAAGGGACCACUCGCUCAAUGGUGCUCUUCCCCUCAUUUGGCG
Molecule: messenger RNA, 287 nt
Organism: Mycena citricolor
Lineage: Eukaryota; Fungi; Basidiomycota; Agaricomycetes; Agaricales; Mycenaceae
Source: the annotation of a GenBank genome assembly